This is a messenger RNA of Agelaius phoeniceus (red-winged blackbird), 5483 nucleotides long. Lineage: Eukaryota; Metazoa; Chordata; Aves; Passeriformes; Icteridae. The record is from RefSeq and is a predicted model, not a curated record.
UCUGCGCUGCCGGCGCCGCGGGCAGGGACGGAAGCGCCGCAGGGUCUGUGCGUGCGGGGGCGCGAAGCGUUCCCGGCAGUCGCGCCGGCAGCGCUGCUCGCGUUCCCUCUCCUGCCUCUGCGGCUCCGUUCCCUAUCCUGCCGCCCCUUCCCGCUCCCCUGGCUCGGACAGCCGCCCCCUCCCCGGUUAUGUAAGCCCCGGCCCUCUCCCUGCCCGCGGGGAGCGGCGGCGGGCCCGGGCAGUGCCCGCUCGCUGCCAGCCCUCGGGGCGCGCUUCGGCGGGGGAAGAAGCUGGGGGAGAAAUCGGAGCUCGCAGCGAGCCCGGCUGGCGCCAGGAGCCGAGUUUCGGCUUUCAGUGGGUUUGUCCUAAAAGAACACUGGUGUUUGUUUCCAUAGGAGAAGCGGGGAAGCGUCCCAAAAUCCUGGUAGUGCACUGAAAGGUGUUGAGUGGACUUGGACUAUGCACAGUCAUGUCAAAACAAUUUCUACCUUCAGAAUAUGCACCUUUUCUGCAUCUGUGGUGAAAAUACUCCUGCAGUUAUUCCUUGUCCACUGUGCAUUUCAAUGACCUCAGUAUUUCUAAACCUUCUGUCUAAGUUGCCCUUGAAAGACUGUUUUGUGGAGCAUGCUCUAUGAAAGAUGAGUGUAUUACUUACACCAAAAAUGUGUAAUCUAGCAAUUUCAGGUGCCUGCUGCUUGAACUUUGAAAACUAGUGUGAGACUGAAAAUGACUGACUGAAAUCAUGCUGUGAUGCAUGACAUGGGAGAAGACAAGUUGCUUCCUCUGCAGUGACACUUGGAAGUAAUAAAGGCAGUUACAGUUUUAACUGUGAAUGUUGAAGCAGAUCUUAGAUUUCAGAAUGCUUGAUGCUACUGUGCUUCACCUCUGAAUAGUGAAUAUCCUCUGUAUGUGACUGAAGGCCUUGUUCUGCUGAAAUUGAUGUGACCUUUUUGAUAAGAAAUGGAUCUUACCGUGCAAGUAUGGUACCAUGAAAGUUUGCAAGACUAUUAUCAAUCAUCUUUGACUUCUCUGUGAAAACGGGGCAGUACUUGAAGGCUUGACAAAUGCAUCCCAGGUUGAAAAAUUUCUGCAUUCCUUCUCCUCUUCCUCCUUUAGAAAACUGACUUCUUUAAAGAGGUAAGAGAGAAGCAAAAGAAGUAAGAAAAUGCUGGGAUCAGAACGAGGUGUGGUGGAAGAAUGGCUGUCAGAAUUCAAGGCAUUACCUGAAUCACAAAUUUCCAGCUAUGCAGCUACAUUGCACCGAAAAAAACCACUGGUACCAGCUCUUUAUAAGGUCAUUCAAGACCCAAACAAUGAGCUCCUGGAGCCUGUUUGCCACCAGCUCUUUGAACUUUAUCGGAGUUCUGAAGUUCGGCUCAAGAGAUUCACGCUGCAGUUUCUGCCAGAGCUGAUCUGGGUUUAUCUGCGUCUCACUGCCAGCAGGGAUAGGCAGAGCAAUGGCUGCAUUGAGGCAUUGCUGCUUGGCAUUUACAACCUGGAAAUUGCUGACAAAGAUGGAAAUAACAAAGUUUUGUCUUUCACCAUCCCUUCAUUAUCUAAACCCUCAAUAUAUCAUGAGCCCUCUACCAUUGGAUCCAUGGCUUUAACUGAAGGAGCAUUAAGUCAGCAUGAUCUUAUCAGAGUAGUUUACAGUGAUCUUCAUCCUCAAAGAGAAACCUUCACAGCACAGAACAGGUUUGAGGUGCUGAGCUUUCUUAUGCUGUGUUACAAUUCAGCUAUUGUCUACAUGCCUGCUUCUUCUUACCAGUCACUUUGUAUGAUGGGUUCCAGGCUGUGUGUGAGUGGAUUUCCACGGCAGCAUGAGAAACGCUGGAAAGAACACUGUGGUAGAGUGGUGUUAGACCCUGACUUCAUGGUGCAGCUGCUCACAGGUGUCUAUUACGCCAUAUAUAAUGGUCAGUGGGAGCUUGGCCAGGAGGUGUUGGAGGACAUAAUUUACAGAGCACAGCUUGAACUCUACUCACAGCCCCUGCUGGUUGCAAAUGCCAUGAAGAAUUCGCUGCCUUUUGAUGCUCCUGAUGCAUCACAAGAAGGCCAGAAGGUACUGAAAGUAGAAGUUACUCCAACAGUUCCAAGAAUUUCUCGGAGUGCUAUUACUACAGCUUCCAUCCGUCGUCAUCGCUGGAGGAGAGAAGAUGGCUUUGACUUCUCAAUCGAGGCUGACUCAAGCAUUCCUGGCUCACCGAUCCAACACGGCUGCACAGACCUAGGGAUCAAACGUGAGCAAGAGGGGGAGGUGCUGCUGCGCAGGACCCCUGAGCAUGGCUUCCCGGAGCCCACCUUGGCAGCAGCCACAACAGAGGAUACUGAAGGUGUAAAUGGAAGAGAGGAGUCUGUAAACCUUAAUGAUGCUGAUGAAGGAUUUUCAUCAGGAGCUUCCCUCAGCAGCCAGCCAGCUGGGACCAAACCUGUAUCCUCUGUAUCCCAGAAGAGCAGCUUAAGGAAAACAGCAAGUGGGCGUUCUGCUAAGGAGAAAGAAAGCUCUUCUGCAGCAAAAUCCAAUGAGAGCCCUCGGGAUUCAGUAGCCCGAAAGCAGUACACGCACCAAUCAUCUGACCUGGAUGGAGAUGUAAUUGAGAUGACACCUACUAAGAAACACCUCAGCCUGCCUGCUGGGCAGGUGGUGCCAAAAGCCAACAGUCUGGGCCUGAUCAGGACCGCCAGUGCUUCCUCCAGUAAAUCAUUUGACUAUGUGAAUGGCAGUCAGGCAGGCUCCAGUGUUGGAGCUGGCACAGAGGGUUUUACCAGUCUAGCAGCUGGCAACACCAAUCGGUUUUCAACUAUCAGCCUACAGGAGGACCGGCUAGGCCAAGCUGGGGAAGGAACUAAAGUACGGAAGGACAAGGCUCAGCUGAGUGUCAAUGUCAAGAGAUUUGUGAAGAAGCUUGAGAAUAUUUCUGAUAACGAAGCUCAGGAGAUCCUGGAAGAGGACUAUGUUGCUGCUCUUGGAAUAUGUGCCCAAGAUCCAGUGGGAAAUGGCUCAAAUAUAAGUGGUGGUGAAGUGUACUCAUUCCAGACUCCCAAACGCUCCAAUAAAAUGGCAGAACUGGCUUCUCAAUUAGCCCAGACACCAGAAAAGAAUGUGGCACCUGAUGACUCCAAAUGCCCUGAGAAGAUGGCCAAAACCCCUCAAAGCAGCAAACGUUCAAGUUCAAACAAAGUGCAGCAGAGGAGUAAAAAGAAAGAAUUUGUGUCUUCCACACCUUACAGACUCAGAAAGAGACUAGCAGCUCCAGAUCCCUAUUUGGAAAGUGAGAGUGAGUAUUCUGCUUCCUGCUCAGAGGAGGAGGAUGAGGAUGAACAGAAGGAAGUCAGCACUGUUUUAUCAGAUCAAAAGACUCCAGCAAAAAUUAAGGCUGCAUCUACACCUCCUCCCAGAAACAGCCUAGCCAAAAAAAAUAAGGAGCAAAAGAUGGGCAAUCUGGUGGAGGAAUACUUUGAAGCUCACAGCAGUUCCAAAGUGCUCACUUCAGACCGAACGCUGCAGAAGCUGCGGAAAAGAAGAUUGGAUCAGCAAACACUGCAUGAUCUUUUGAAAAAUGCUCCACUUGCUUAUGCUGCUGAAAUUAGAGACCUUAACCAGCAACAUGAAUCCUUGUUUUCCAAAUGGAUGCUGCAAUUACACUUGGGUUUCAAUAUUGUGCUUUAUGGACUGGGCUCAAAGCGUGAUCUGUUGGAGAAGUUUCGUACCUCUUUGCUCCAGGAUUCUGUUCACCUGGUGGUUAAUGGAUACUUCCCCAGCAUCACUGUGAGAUCUAUUCUCAACUCCAUCACAGAGGAGGUUUUGGACCAUAUAGGGACCUUCCGCAGCCCCCUUGACCAACUAGAAUUCAUUACCAAAAGGUUCAAAGAAGAUUCAUCUUUAGAGCUCUAUGUCCUCAUUCAUAACCUGGACAGCCAGAUGUUGAGAGGAGAAAGAAGUCAGCAGAUCCUUGCACAGUUAUCCUCCCUGCCUAGCAUUUACCUCAUUGCCUCUAUUGAUCACAUCAAUGCUCCUCUCAUGUGGGAUCAGGCAAAGCUGAGCCUCUAUAACUGGCUUUGGUAUGAGACAACAACAUUUAAUCCUUAUGUGGAAGAAACAUCUUAUGAGAACUCACUUUUAGUACAACAGUCUGGAUCUUUGGCUUUGAGCUCCCUAAUGCAUGUCCUGCAUAGCCUCACUCUCAAUGCCAGAGGGAUAUUCAGACUGCUUGCUCAGCACCAGCUGGAGAAAAAGGACAAUCCAUCUUAUCCAGGGCUGUCUUUCCAAGAUUUUUACCAGCAGUGUCGGGAGGCUUUCCUUGUGAACAGUGACUUGACACUCAGGGCACAGCUGACAGAAUUCAGGGACCACAAGCUGAUCCGGACCAAGCGGGGAGCUGAUGGUGUGGAAUACUUACUAAUUCCUGUCGAUGACAGUACCUUGACCGACUUCUUAGAGAAAGAGGAUGAAGAUGUGUAACAUCUGUGUCCUCAGUGUCUACAGCAACUGCUCUCAAAGGCUGCUGGAGAGGGGCCUAUGCUCAGAUCUCUCUUUCUCCAGCCUCACAGCUGCUGCACUGAUAAGUAAUAAUUCUAAUGAAUCUUGUUCAUUGUUCAACUGCCUCAGGUAGUUUGGAAUGAUGAUUGUGUAAGCAAGGCCUCUCUUGCGCUCUGGUUGGAUUUGUCUGCUUUGUCUCUUAGCUCAGACAAUGCCUUCUUCCUAUCUGUGCAUCCAACCUCACAGCCAGAAAAACAAACUUGGUGAGAUUGUGCCUUCUGCUCUCUACCUCAGUAGACAUGAAGGUUUUAUUGGAGCAAUUUACUUGGGAAGUGCAAAUCACAAGAUGGUCAAGAGCUUUAGUUUGUACUAGUGGUGCAAAUUCUCCCAUCUGAGUGCUAUCCAGUACUCCUCUACCAUUUAGACAAAACUAGCUUCCAGUGUAUGAAGACAAGAUUUAUAAUGCUACAAGACCUGUCUUGACUGCAUGAGGAAAGGAGAAUAUGAGUGGGUUUGGGAUGCUGCAGGUGACUUAGUAAAUUCUGGCAAUAAAACUGAAGGACUUGUCCCAAACUAACAUCCUUUUAUAAGAUUUAGAUAAUCAAAAUUAGGAUGGACUCAUGUCAAUGCCUGCUACUUUCCAAGGUGCAAUCCAGGAAUAUGAAGAGGCUAUGAAGCUUUUUCGUUUAUUUUUUUAAAGCUUGAUUGUAUAUUUAUAUUUUUUACAUCAGGAAUGCCCACUGAUCCUGGAGGAGGCCUUAAAUGCCACUUAGAAGCUCUCCCUUUUUUUUAAGCUUUUAGAGGUUGGGAGACUACUGAAGUUUGACAUCUUUUCUUCAAUUCUUUUUUUCUCAGUUAUGUGGGAGGAAGCUCUAUAGUUCCAUCAUCUGUAGUCUGCCAGCCAGACUUCAGGGACUCUCUAUGCCUAAUAUUUGGUAGCUGUGUUACAGCUCAGUGUUGUAAUAGUUCAAAUCAAUCAAAUAAAGUACUUUAUUAAUUUUCA